UGACCAAUCAGCGCGCAGGGAGAGCAGCCCGUCUCCCACAUGCGCUGCGUCGCUGCUCACGAACCCACCGGGCAGGAACGUCACACAACCGCAAGGAAAGACACCCGGGGGAGUGUGUGUGUGUGUGUGUGGGUGGGGGGGUCAUUUGUAGUCUUGUUCUCAACAGGCGCAGCGUGUCUUUCCCUGGCGAGCUUUUUUUUCGGUACCACCCGUAACUUUGCGGUUGCUAUGGCUGCGAGUUCACGCGAGGCUCCCGCGGCACAGAGGGAAGUGACGAUGGGCUCUGUUGUUGGGACACGUGACUAGAGCUGCGCUGAUCUGUUUUGACAAGCAGCAGGAGGGAGAGAGAGAAAGAGAGCGAGAGGGAAGUAAGGGAGGUGGGGGAGGCAGCAGAUUGCGAGCAUCACGACCCGGGACGACUAUCUGCUCCUUUCAUUUAACUACAUGCCGUCCGAAUAACGUCAGUAUCGAACUCUUCGUGUAGUCUCAGCAGUCAACUGGUCUGUCAGCGAGGAGAUUAGCAUCUGCUACCCAGUAGGCUCGAGAGGGGCGAAGAGGAGAAAAGAACGUGGCGGAGUGGAGUUCGGAGCUGUUUGUUGCUUUGGAGAAAAAAAAGUUGUAAUGAAGCUCGCAAAAGGAAGUCAGCACAGGUGGCGUUUGUAACGUUAACUAAAUGGAGACUAACCGAUGGCUGGGCAUGGAUAUAAUGGGUAUCCUAUCCGUGUGAUAUCAUCGCUUUACUCUUUUUUUUUUUUCUUUUUUUUUUUUCUCGUGUGGGGAAUGAUGCGCUGAAUAUGUUCUCGUCGUAGCAACAACAACAACAACAAAAAGACAAAGCGAAAGAAAAACAAUUGCGGGGUUGCUAUUUUCAGCUCGGCUGUGGCGACCUGCGCUGCAUCUUGGGAUGUUUGAGCGGUCGACGACGUCACCAGCAGACGCUUUAACCAAAUAGCGACACUUAAGUUCGUGGCUCGUUGUUUGCUCUCUAGCUCGCGCUGCAGACAACUCGUUGUCCCAGUUGAAGAGACGACAGAGAGACAGACAGAGAGAGAGACAGGGAGGUGGAGGGGGGGAGAGCGUGUUUUAGUUGGGUGGAAUCAAAGGAGCCAGCUCGCUUACUUCAAGCACUCCGUCACCUGAACGCUAAUCGGCUAAUCAGCGGUCUUUGUGCGAGUCAGCCGGACGACUCGAUGGCAGCGCACAGUAGAAGCAUGCUAACAGGGCGAUGCUCUGUUGUUGGAUAGGUGGUGGGGAAGGAAGGAAGGUGCGUGUGUGCGCGUGGAGGGGUGGCGGUGGGUAUGGGCAAAAGCUGGCACGGACACGCGCACACACUGGCGUCGAAGCUGAUAUCAUUGCUUAGCUAACGCAGCAGGUCUCCGUCACAAGGUGGGGGGGAGGAGAAGGAGGAGGGAGGGAGGAGGCUUGGGGGCGAGAGAGGCGACCGAGAAGACCCAACAAGAGAGACCCGAAGAAGGCCACCUGAUGACACUGAACAACAUGAAGUCGGAGAGAGAUCCAACGGAGGAUUUUUUCGAGUACGACGCUGAGGAGUUCCUUGUGUUCCUAACCUUGCUCAUCACAGAAGGAAGGACGCCGGAACAUUCGGUGAAGGGCAGAACAGAGGGGCUACACUGUCCACCGGCCCAGUCGGCCAUGCCACCUCUUCACAAGCACGAGUGCUGCGACAAACUGCCCCAGUGUCGGCAAGCGAGGCGCACCCGUUCCGAGGUGAUCCUGCUUUGGAGGAACAGCAUCCCCAUCAUGAUCGAGGUCAUGCUCCUGCCAGACUGUUGCUACGGUGACGAGUGCCCCCCGAGUGACCCCAUCAGCGACCCGAUCAUCAAACAAGAUGCUUUGCUGCUGGAGAGAUGGACCCUGCAGCCAGUUCCAAGACAGAGCGGCGAUCGCUUCAUUGAAGAGAAGACGCUGCUGUUGGCUAUUCGCUCGUACGUGUUCUUCUCUCAGCUCAGCGCCUGGCUCAGCGCCUCCCAUGGUGUCGUCCCAAGAAACAUCCUGUACAGGAUCAGUGCUGCCGAUGAGGAGUUGGUGUGGCAGUUCUCCCAGCCGCCUUCAGAACACAUUUUCCCGGUGCCGAACGUCUCCCAGAGUGUCGCCCUGCAAGUUCGUGUCCAGUCGCUGCCGCGCCAACCCACCUAUCCCACCCUGGCCUGCAGCAUCCACACCGGCCUUCCUCCACUUUACAGCAAGACCACCAGCCUCAACCCCAACAGCCAUGGUGGCCUGCCCACCCACAUAAAAAGCCAGGACCCCAGGAAAGAUGACCUCCUUUACAAUUCUAGCCUAUUCAGCAAGAGCUCAAACUCCAUGUCUGGCUUUCCCCUCAAUGGAUUACCCAUUCCUAAUCUACCCAUCAACCACAUCCCCGUUAAUAGCCUUCCCCGCGCUGCUGUUCCGUCUCCUUACAGCAAGACGAGUCCGGAGCCGGGCGAGGACCACACAUAUCAGAAUGGAGAGCUUCCGCAGGUCAACAUCCCCCAACUUCAAGGCUCCCCGCGGUUCCACAGGUCCUCUCCCUCCCCCACGCCGCCCCGCUCCCACUCACCCUCUGCACUUCCCACAAGCAAGGCCGGGAAGUGGCUGUACUCGGCUCUGAAUGGUUCAUCUGAGCCCACGCCAGUAGAGGAUUAUUGCUCUGGCACCAACGGCAGUGACUGGUCAAAGAGGUCCGUCCCUGAGCCCCUGAGAGCUUUUAAGAACUUCUCCUUGGCUGAGCCGCCACGUUGCCCCUCCCCAAGGCCUGCAAACGAAACAAACCCACUGAUUGGCUCGCUGCUACAGGAGAGACAGGAAGUAAUUGCCCGCAUCGCACAGAGGCUCAACUUCUGCGACCCCACAGCGCCGCCACUACCCCACGGCCUUUUCGCUUCUGACAACCCCCCCAAAGCCAUGUGGGGCAGUAACCCCGACGACGUAACUGCCAGUAAGACCAAAGAGCCUGAGGUACCGCCCUACGAGUCCGUGGGACGUGUGUGGCCCAGCCCCUUCAACACGCCCAUGACCGACGCCUCUUUUGGCAAACGGGAGAGCUCCUCCCCUAAACCUGCAGCAUGCAGGAAGCUGAGAAUGACCGAGACGAGUGACGCACAGGAUGAGAAAGAGAAGAAGAAGAAGGAGGAAAAGAACAGGGAGAGCGAAGGCUCCCUGAUCGCGCAGGCAGUGCAAGACAUCGCUAGACUCAUCCAGGAGAGACUGUCCGUCCCUUCUCUGUCCCCGAGGCCCGGCAGGAGCGGCAGCCUUCUGCACCACACGCACACAACAACAGUCACACACACGGUCCGCACAUACUCGCCUGUCACGCGCGACCCACGAGCCCCGGACGCUGCCCCCAACGGCCACGCGCCCGGCCGCCAUGAAACCCACAGAGGCGGCGUUCGCUCCGCCGCCGCACUCGCACUCAUUUGCACAGACGAGCCCCGGGGCGAACCGGGGACCGAACGCCAUUCUCCCAGGGCCCAAAACGGUGCUCACUUUACACUUGAAGAACCCUCAUUCAAAGGCCAGCCCCGCGCCCGGGCUGGUCCUCGUUUACGAACUCCCCCGCAGGAAAAGCUCGCCAUCAGGAUCCCCAGCAGCCAUGAAACCCCUUCUGCCUCCCACGCCGUCGAGAACAGCCCAAGGAAUGCCCGGAUCUUUAGUUGCAAUGAUGCCGGCUCGGCCACGAACUGUAACAUAAACCACAACCACAUCAAGCCUCAGCCUCAGCCUCAGCCUCAGCGCGAGAUGCAGAUCUGUGCACCGGCCCAGGCGGAUGAGAACCAGGCGCCCUCCAUGUCUGGAUGCUCCAUCACCUCCAGUCCGGACAUGACUCCCCCUUCUGCAGUCCUGCGAGAUCACAGCCCCUCUCCGCUUCGCCCCUGUAACACCUGGAAGAAACCGAAUCGCCACUCUUUGGAUGUGACAGCGACCAAAGCCUUCCACCCCUGUACCGGCCUGCCUCUGCUCUCCAGCCCUGUUCCCCAGAGGAAGAACCAAACGGGCUGCUUUGAUCUGGACACCUCUCUGGCCGGCUGUAAGGGCUUGCCUUGGGCCUACGGGAAAAGGGUGGGUGCAAAGAGAGAGGGGUACACCGAUGAGCAGCUGUUCAGUGCCAGCGCUCCACCUGCUAGUCUCAGUCUGCUGGGGAACUUUGAGGAGUGCGUGCUGAACUACCGCCUGGAGCCUUUAGGGUUAGUGGAGGGUUUCACAGCAGAGGUCGGAGCCAGCGGCUCCUUCUGCCCCAGUCACAUGACCUUACCUGUGGAGGUGUCCUUCUACAGUGUAUCCGAUGACAACGCUCCCUCUCCAUACAUGGGCGUGAUCAAUCUGGAGUCCCUGGGGAAAAGGGGCUACCGUGUACCUCCAUCAGGAACCAUUCAAGUGACCUUAUUCAAUCCCAACAAGACAGUGGUGAAGAUGUUUGUUGUGAUGUACGACCUACGAGCCAUGCCAGCUGGACAGCAGACCUUCCUGCGCCAGAGGACCUUCUCUGUUCCCGUCCGCCGUGACACAAACACUCACGGGAGCAGGAAGCUCCUCGGCCAGGGACGUACCCUCCGCUACCUCGUUCAUCUGAGGUUCCACAGUUCCAAGUCUGGGAAGAUCUACCUCCAUAGAGACAUCCGUCUGCUGUUUUCCAGGAAGUCCAUGGAGGUGGACAGUGGAGCCGCCUACGAGCUCCAGUCCACCACAGACUCUCCCAUUGACACACCAUUCUCUCCCCGCUGCUGAGACUGAACCCUGUCCCCCCGCCAGCGGGGCCGCCAACUACUGCAAUCGCAACUUGAUGCCAGCGAAAGACCCUUACGCAACCCGUGGCUAGAUAAACUGCUCUAAAAGAGAAUUUAAAGACUGCAGUCAACAAGACUCACCUGGCAUGUGCCCAACAUGUCAUGUGCCAUCCCCGCUGUCCCCAGAACUGAAAAGGGCGCACGGUUGGAAACGGCUUUGUUUCCUGCAUUAAAAGGUUGGGUCGUAGGUAACAGGCUCUUCUGGUUAAGAAGGCUCUACCGGCUAGGAUUGGUCUUUUUUUUUUUCCUGCUGUUUUGUGUGUCCCCUCCAGCGUCUGGCAGGAGAGUAGAGCCCAGUGAUCGUCCAAGGGAGCAGUUACACUUAAAAUAUUUCAGCAGUGGUUAGGCUUCUCUACUCAAAUCAAAAUGUUAAUUGGACCUUUAUUGAACAUGAUGAAUCAGUGUUCAGUCGCAAGUAAUUUAGUUAUAAAUUCAAUACAAGGGCCUCAAAUGGUAAAAAAAAAAAGUUUGACAUCCUUGAAGAGCAGGUUGAUUGACCUGAAAAUAAACCCUGUGAUUCCUGAGCUCGGAGCAGAGGAUGGAAGAGGAGGCGGCUGGCUGACCGUGGUGCAACAUCCUUCGCUCGUCCAAGAGAAAAACAUGCCAUGGACCACUGAAGAAGUUCAUCAAGCAAUCAAGCUCCAUCACAGCAAAACAUCAAACGUGCACUGUGGAUUUUUUUUCUUCUCAUUAUAACUGGAAAUGAAACUGAAAAUAGUAAUAUUCUAAUACUUUUGUACUGUUAAAGAACCACUUUAUUGGACGUGUUGCAAUAGAAAGAGUAAUCUUAGUAUAGUGUUUACACAUUCACCUACCAUCAGUUUAUUUAAUAUUUAAAUUAAUAUUUCAGUUACUACUUGUGACGUCUGUCAUGCUAAGAUGAUGUAGUGCAAGCUGUAUACCAUAGUAUGUAUUUUUGACAAUAUUAUUAUUCAAAUCCAAAAAAUAUAUAUCUAUCUUCUAAAGCAAUCUGA
This is a messenger RNA of Gasterosteus aculeatus aculeatus (three-spined stickleback), 5761 nucleotides long. RefSeq names its product atos homolog A (gene atosa). The record is from RefSeq and is a predicted model, not a curated record. Lineage: Eukaryota; Metazoa; Chordata; Actinopteri; Perciformes; Gasterosteidae.